This is a messenger RNA of Leptosia nina, 273 nucleotides long. Lineage: Eukaryota; Metazoa; Arthropoda; Insecta; Lepidoptera; Pieridae. The record is from the annotation of a GenBank genome assembly.
AUGGGACAAGGCCAGGAAGCGGGACAGACUUAUACGCGGAGGUGUGUGUGCGAGCGAGAGGUGGGGGUCACAGCGUGGGUGCUUGGUUGGCUGAUGUGCAAGACGGUACCCUACGUCCAGGGGUUGUCAGUAGCUGCCUCGGUGUACAGUCUCGUCGCUGUAUCACUUGACAGGGAAAGCGUGUCCUUCUGGUGCGGUGGGCACAAACUUGACCCAAAUAUACCCAUUCUCCCCAUUAAAUCGACUCUUCAAUUGAAUUGGGAAAAUCUUUAA